AUGAAAGAUGACGACGACUCUCUCGUCCACGAAGCAUCUGCCGAGUCAUUAUCCUCACAGGAAACUGAGGAAACAACAACGGCAGAGCCGACAGCAGAUCCGUUUGGAGAAGACAUAUCAUCCAUUUCGUGCAAAUAUGGCAUGGCAUAUACUCUGGAAGCCCUUUUAAACAGCGUAGCACCCGGAUGGAAGUAUCACGUAUCGAACACAGGAUCUGUAAAGCAAACCUGGUUUAAAAUGGACAAUGCCACAAGUCGUAUAUGUGGUCAUAUCGGAGGUUUGGAUUAG
Caenorhabditis briggsae is the source of this 288-nucleotide messenger RNA. The transcript has a single exon. NCBI's taxonomy places the organism in Eukaryota, Metazoa, Nematoda, Chromadorea, Rhabditida, Rhabditidae. The coding region runs from base 1 to 288 and encodes 95 amino acids. The record is from RefSeq and is a predicted model, not a curated record.